AAAGAACGGCGUUUUGGCGUGAAAGCCAAGUCUGUGUAAUAAAGUUUCUCUCGCAAUUAACGUUGCUCUGUCCUGUCUUGUUCCUGUUCUAUUCUUUUCUUAUAUUCAAACUCCAAAAAGGAGUGAAAUCUGUUUUUUUUCGCAUGUCUUUUCUUGAAAUUCUGUUUUCUUUCCCUUUAUUUACUGUUAUUACUCUUUGACAUCUAGAACGUGGGGGGUUCUUUUUAUUUGUGAAAAAAAGAGUGAAAUUGGGUUUUCUUUAUUUUUUGGGGAAGUGAUGAGUGGAACUAGGAGAGUAUUAAAAUCUAUUCAAUCAGUAGCAGCUCAUGGAUUGCUGUUUUGUUUCACUUUGCUUCUUGUUCUCAAGCUUGAUCAAGCCCUUCAUUAUCCUUGGUGGGUCAUUUUUGUUCCACUUUGGUUGUUUCAUGUGGUUGUAGCAAGGGUUAGAUUCUCAUUACCUGCUCCAUCAAUGCCUCAUGAUCGACAUUGGGCACCAUUUCAUGCUGUCAUGGCGACACCGCUGCUUGUUGCUUUUGAACUCCUCCUUUCUAUUCAUCUCGACAGCACCUACGCUGUAAGUUUGAAGAUUGUGUUCUUUCCCCUGCUAGCACUUGAAAUUGCUAUCUUGGUUGAUAAUGUUAGAAUGUGCAGGGCUCUGAUGCCCGGAGAUGAAGAAAGCAUGAGUGAUGAGGCUAUAUGGGAGACCCUUCCCCACUUUUGGGUUGCAAUAUCUAUGGUCUUCUUCAUAGCGGCAACAACAUUUACUCUUCUGAAGAUAUGUGGAGAUGUUGCUGCUCUUGGGUGGUGGGAUUUAUUCAUUAACUACGGUGUCGCGGAAUGCUUUGCCUUUAUUAUCUGCACAAAAUGGUACAACCCUGCAAUCCACAGAAACUCAAGUCUACGUACACCCAGCUCUUCUACAUCAAGCAUGCGAUAUCUUAACUGGAAUAGUGGAUUUCUGGGAUCUUUGGAUGACGAUGAUCAACAGAAUGGAAUAUGCAAUUUACAGGACAUUGGCGGUCAUGUGAUGAAAAUUCCUAUUGUUAGUUUCCAGAUAUUGCUUUUUAUGCGCUUAGCGGGGACCCCACCAAGUGCUAGAUUUAUCCCAAUUCCCGUACUGUUUAUCCCUCUUUUCCUACUGCAAGGAGCUGGUGUAUUGUUCUCUGUCUAUAGACUUGUGGAGAAAAUUAUUCUUUUGGUAGAUGGUGAAGCUGGUGUCAGAAGCUAUUUUAGGAUAUCUUCGUUCAUUCGUGAUACUUUCGGUUUCAUGCAUCACGGGUCAAGGUUUUUAGGUUGGUGGUCAAUAGAUGAAGGAAGUCGAGAGGAACAAGCUCGUUUAUAUUAUGCUGGGACAUCUGGGUAUGAUACUUUCUCACCUGACACUGUAAAGCAAAUGCCUAAAGCGAAGCUUGCUGAAGAGAUCUGGAGACUACAAGCAGCACUUUGUGAGCAAUCAGAGAUUACAAAGUUAAAACAGGAUGAGUUCGAAAGGCUUCAAAAUGAAAAAAUCUUAUGCAGAAUUUGCUUCGAGGAACAGAUAAAUAUUCUUCUCCUUCCUUGUCGGCAUCACAUCCUCUGCAGCACCUGUUGUGACAAGUGCAAGAGGUGCCCCAUUUGCCGUGUAUUUAUAGAAGAGCGUUUGCCUGUAAAUGAUGUAUAGUUACUUCUAUCAGCAAGAAGCUUAGUUUCCCCGAGCUUGUCCUUCGAUCAGACAAACAAAUUUAGAUGGUGAAUGCAGUUUUAUUGAGUCAUAUCACCACAACUACAUAUUGUUUCAUCCAAUUUUGUAUAUUUAAAAUCGUUUGAACCAGGUUUGUCUGAUCUUGUGAACUGUGUAUAUCAUCCACAAGAUUACUGUAUUCUGGUAAUAGAUUAUGUAACAUAAUAGCUAUACCAACAUUGUGCAUAUCUCUCUGCUCUAUCAAAUGUAUUAUGGCGUUCGACAUC
Messenger RNA from Nicotiana tabacum (common tobacco), 1947 nucleotides. RefSeq lists its product as uncharacterized. NCBI's taxonomy places the organism in Eukaryota, Viridiplantae, Streptophyta, Magnoliopsida, Solanales, Solanaceae. The record is from RefSeq and is a predicted model, not a curated record.